ACGAUGAAGCUGUAGAGAUGCUUCCCUACGUGAUUGCCACCCUGGGCUCAGCAGGGGCCUCCUGCAAAGCCUCCACGUGCAACAACAGCACCAAGGACUACUGCUACAGUGCCCGCAUUCGCAGCACUGUGCUGCAGGGGCUGCCCUUUGGUGGGGUGCCCACUGUCCUAGCCCUCGACUUUAUGUGCUUUCUUGCACUGUUGUUUGUCUUUUCAAUUUUGCGUAAAGUUGCUUGGGACUACGGACGCCUGGCCCUGGUGACUGAUGCUGACAGGCGCCGACGCUGGCAGACGGAGCGAGAGGAGCGGGAAUACGUAGCCUCUGCCCUGCACUCUGACAACCAUGACCGCUACGAGCGCCUCACCUCCGUCUCCAGCUCUGUGGACUUCGACCAGAGGGACAAUGGUUUCUGCUCCUGGCUGACAGCCAUCUUCAGGAUAAAGGAUGAUGAGAUUCGGGACAAGUGCGGGGGUGAUGCGGUGCACUACCUGUCCUUCCAGAGGCACAUCAUCGGGCUGCUGGUGGCUGUGGGUGUGCUCUCUGUGGGCAUCGUGCUACCUGUCAACUUCUCAGGGGACCUACUAGAAAACAAUGCCUACAGCUUUGGGAGGACAACUAUCGCUAACCUGAAUUCUGGGAAUAACCUGCUGUGGCUGCACACAUCUUUUGCCUUUCUGUACCUGCUGCUGACAGUGUACAGCAUGCGCCGUCACACCUCCAAGAUGCGCUACAAAGAGGAUGACUUGGUUAAGCGAACUCUCUUCAUCAAUGGGAUCUCAAAAUAUGCUGAGCCAGAGAAGAUCAAGAAGCAUUUUGAGGAGGCCUACGCCAACUGUACCGUCCUGGAGGCCCGUCCCUGCUAUGAUGUGGCCCGGCUGAUGUUCCUCGACGCAGAGAGGAAGAAAGCUGAGCGUGGGCGAAUCUACUUCACCAACCUGCAGAGCAAAGACAACACUCCAUCCAUGAUCAACCCCAAGCCCUGUGGCCACCUGUGCUGCUGUGUCAUCAGGGGCUGCGAGGAGGUGGAGGCCAUCGAGUACUAUACCAAGCUGGAGGAGAAGCUCAAAGAUGAUUACAAGCGGGAGAAGGAGAAGGUGAAUGAAAAGCCUCUGGGGAUGGCCUUUGUCACCUUCCACAAUGAGACCAUCACAGCCAUAAUCCUCAAAGACUUCAACGCCUGUAAGUGUCAGGGCUGUGCAUGCCGUGGGGAGCCCAGGGCCUCCUCCUGCAGCGAGUCCCUCCACGUCUCCAACUGGACAGUCAGCUAUGCCCCUGACCCACAGAACAUCUACUGGGAACACCUCUCCAUCCGGGGCUUCAUCUGGUGGAUCCGCUGCCUCGUGAUCAAUGUGGUCCUCUUCAUCCUCCUCUUCUUCCUCACCACCCCUGCUAUCAUCAUCACCACUAUGGACAAGUUCAAUGUCACUAAGCCUGUGGAGUACCUCAAUAACCCCAUCAUCACCCAGUUCUUCCCCACCCUGCUGCUGUGGUGCUUCUCUGCUCUGCUGCCCACCAUUGUGUAUUACUCUGCCUUCUUUGAAGCGCACUGGACCAGGUCCGGAGAGAACAGGACGACCAUGCACAAGUGUUACACCUUCCUCAUCUUCAUGGUCUUGCUGCUGCCAUCAUUGGGCCUGAGCAGCUUGGAUGUGUUUUUCCGCUGGUUGUUUGACAAAAAAUUCCUCGCUGAAGCUGCUGUGCGAUUUGAGUGUGUGUUCCUGCCGGACAAUGGGGCCUUCUUCGUCAACUAUGUCAUUGCCUCUGCCUUCAUCGGGAAUGCCAUGGACCUGCUGCGCAUCCCCGGCUUGCUAAUGUACAUGAUACGCCUCUGCCUGGCCCGCUCGGCCGCUGAGCGGAGGAAUGUCAAACGACACCAGGCCUAUGAGUUCCAGUUUGGGGCUGCUUAUGCCUGGAUGAUGUGCGUCUUCACUGUGGUCAUGACAUAUAGCAUCACCUGCCCCAUCAUUGUCCCUUUUGGGCUCAUGUACAUGCUGCUUAAGCACCUGGUGGACCGAUACAACCUGUAUUAUGCUUACUUGCCUGCGAAACUGGACAAGAAGAUCCAUUCGGGGGCUGUGAACCAGGUGGUGGCAGCCCCCAUCCUCUGCCUCUUCUGGCUUCUCUUCUUCUCCACCAUGCGCACAGGUUUCCUGGCCCCCACUUCCAUGUUCACCUUUGUGGUCCUCGUGAUCACCAUUGUGAUCUGCCUGUGUCACGUCUGCUUCGGGCACUUCAAAUACCUCAGCGCUCACAACUACAAGAUUGACCACACGGAGGUGGACACCAUAGAAAACAGGCAGAAUGGGAGACCUGCCACCAGUCUGCCAGCUCCCAAAUCAGCUAAGUACAUUGCCCAAGUGCUGCAGGACUCCUCGCCUGAGGGCGAAGCGACAGAGUCAGAGGAGCAGGGGUCGCAGGACGAGGAGCUCAUCAAUGCAGAUGGCAUGAACGACACGGAUUUCCAGUCAUGUGAGGACAGCCUGAUAGAGAACGAGAUCCACCAGUAGGGACCUCGGAAGGCGGGAGGGGAAGGAGGCCCAGGAGUGAGGCAGGCUGUGCGCAUGGAGACCUAGGGAGAGGCACCCAAGGGUGCUGGCCGUUGCCCUUGCCUGCCCAUCCCCCAGGGCCGCUGCCUUCAGUGAGGGCAGGGGCCCUGCCACAAGCUCUCCGUUUCCCUGCUGGUCCAGCAGCUCAGCAGGCAUGCCUCUUACUAGCUACCUUUAAUGUGUCCCCAGACCCCAAAACCCUGGGGGCUGGGGAGGAGGGGGGCUGUGACCCCCAUGGUGCUGCUCUGGACCUGCAGGGAGGAGGAAGGCUGGGUGCUUUGUGGGGAGCAAGAGGGCGCAAGGGGAACCUUUGGGGUCUUCUCAGCAGGCCCCUCUGUCCCCUGUCCUCCUGGCGAGAAACACUAAUAAUUUAUUAGAUUUACAGGAAGGUGAUAAACAAAAUGCUUUAGUCAGUGAAUUGGAAGCCCCACCUAGGGAGGGGGGUGGCUUUUGUUGCACCUUCUCCCCAUGCCUGCCCUUUCUCAACCCCUUGCAGCAUCCACUUGGCGUGACAUGCCAGGAGCUGGGCCAGGCACCAGGGGCUGGCGAGAGAGACCUCCCCCCCACCCCACCCUGGCAAAGGUGACAGCCUGGCCUUUUGGUCAGGGGUGGCAUCAACCUGGGAAGGGGCAUGGCGCUGGCAUGAGCUGGGCAGCCCCUCACAGGGUGAGGGGUGCUGAGGGCAUUUCUCAUGGGCAGGAGGGAGGCGCAGGCAGCCUCUCCCCCAGGUCCUGUGCCGUCCUCCCCCAGGGGCACAGUCAGGGGAUUGCAGCAUCAUUUUA
Molecule: messenger RNA, 3328 nt
Organism: Haliaeetus leucocephalus (bald eagle)
Lineage: Eukaryota; Metazoa; Chordata; Aves; Accipitriformes; Accipitridae
Gene: TMEM63B
Product: transmembrane protein 63B
Exons: 23
Coding region: 18-2507 (829 amino acids)
Cellular component (GO): plasma membrane
Molecular function (GO): calcium-activated cation channel activity
Source: RefSeq, a predicted model, not a curated record